CAGCGCGCGCGUCGCUCCUCGCCCACCCUCCACCCUCCGCCGCGUCUCGCGCGCACGCUCCCCGCGCGUCGCGUCCGCCUCGCUCACGCUCCCGCGCGUCGUCCGUCGCGCGCUCACCGAACGAAGAAACUCGUCGUCGUCGAGAUGUCAUCAUCCGCGAUGGCAACAACGACGACAACGACGAUCGCGUCGCGCGCGACGACGCGGCGGUUCCCGACCGCGUCCUCGCGCGACGCGUCCAGGACGACGCGCGUCGUCUCCGCCAUCGGCCGCAUCGGGCUGCUAAAGCAUCGCGCCCCGAGCGUCGUGCACGCGUCGACGUCGUCGUCCUCGCGCGCCGCGCGGUCGUCCGUCGUCGCGGGCGCGCACGUCCCCGACGCCCCCGGGCGCGCGAGCGCGAGCGACGAGUCGAACGACCGAGGCGAAUCCGUGCGCGCGAGCGCGCUCUCGGACGCGCUCGCGGCGGCGUCGCACGCGGAAGCCGCCUUUGACGCGCUCGAAGCGGACGCCGCGCGGCGAUCGCACGCGCUGUCGGAGAUGCAGGCGAUGCUCGAGGCGCUCAACUCUGGCGACAUCGCCGCGAUCCUCCCGGGCGCACGACGCCCCGACCGUCGUGGACGACGACGCGCUCGACGUCGAGGAGGACGCCGUCGCGUUCGCGUCGAAACUCUACGCGUACGACAGCGAACGCGGCGUCGCGGACGACCUCGACAUCGCGCCCGCGGUGACGCAGACGCCGAUGCCGGACGUGAUGGAAACGCUCGCGGAGGUGGCGAUACCGGUGAAGCCGGUGAAGCCGACGCCGCCGACGCCGCCGUCGAUGACGCCGCCCUCGCCGAGGGAUGCGUACGACGACGCGGCGCGCGCGGCGGCGGAGCUCGACCGCGUCGACGCGUUCGAAGCCGAGAUCGAGGCGCAAAAGAGGACGUUGGAGGAGCUCGAGCGCGCCAAGGCGAUGGAGGCGGUCGAGCACCAGCCGCUGGUCGGCGAGCUCGAGCGCGAGGACGAGGACGAGGACGAUGA
Molecule: messenger RNA, 1023 nt
Organism: Micromonas pusilla CCMP1545
Lineage: Eukaryota; Viridiplantae; Chlorophyta; Mamiellophyceae; Mamiellales; Mamiellaceae
Source: RefSeq, a predicted model, not a curated record